GCUGGCGCCACCAAGCCAAUGGCUCUCCUCGAUAGCGCAGACACUUGCAUCUCUGCUCUGACUUCUGAGACAAGGGCUAGAGUUCUCGUUUCUUUUUUCUCUCAACGGUUGGUGCACCCACUCGCCAAGGUAAGGUAACUAUUUCGUACAGUGGUGCAAAGCCUAUUAGCAUUCAAGAUCACAUUACUUUCUUCCCUUGGAUGGUUCGAUGCAAUUUUAUUCCUCUUUUGCAUGCACAUACUUAUGGAGUACGGCAUGGGGGUUACAGAGCAUACUUGCCACGGAGCACAAUGCAAGCCCUUUGAAAGCCUUUUUGCCCUUUGCAGUCCGCACUCUGCCCGUAGGUUUUCGUCGGUUUGUUUCUCCAAAACCAGAAUCCAGGAGUCCAGGCUUCAGCGAUAUUGCGCAUCCGCCAGAUCUGCGCCCCAGCGGCUUUGAACAAGGCUCCCCUUGCUCCAUCCGACGACUGACGGGUCCGGCAACGGCACGCGAGCACGUCCAAGUAGCCAAGCGCCAUUGGGCCGCCCCCCGGUUCGCCUCCCCUGCCGUCAUUGACUCUAGCUGCAUGAUUACACGGAAGGGAUGUUGCUUGCAAGUCACUUUCCGGGCGCCUCUUCCAGGUGGCUGUAACCAUAUGCACACACUCACUGCCUGCAAGUGGGACUCCCGCCAGGCCAGGACUCUGUCUCUCAACAGUCGCAGCGCAGGCUCCAUUUUUUCGCCGCCCGAUCGCUAGCUGCCCAUCGAACCGUUUCCAGCUACUUCCGUGCCGAGACCUACACUACUUGCAGUCACACUAGCCUAUCUCUAAACCGGCCAGCGCCUCCCUGGUGAAGCAUCCUAGUGAGCACGCCACGUGAGGGCGAAUGCGUUGUUGUCCUCCGAGGAAGCCUGCUACCUCCACCGACCCUUCACUUAUAAGGUCCGACUCCCGCCGGCACCCUGCCCUUC
Molecule: messenger RNA, 951 nt
Organism: Lasiosphaeria miniovina
Lineage: Eukaryota; Fungi; Ascomycota; Sordariomycetes; Sordariales; Lasiosphaeriaceae
Exons: 1
Coding region: 209-736 (175 amino acids)
Source: RefSeq, a predicted model, not a curated record